AUGGGCGAGGGGUUACUUAAGAAAGAGCCCAUCACCAAAAGCCUAUCCCAGUCUGGGUGGCCACUCUCAAAUGUGGAGCUUAUUGCACAAUUUGCAGCAGCUUGUCCCCACAUAGUUCCACGGUCUGCCUGGGGGGCAAGAGAGUCCCACUGCUUCAAGAUGACUCUGCCUGCAAAGUAUGCCAUCAUCCUUCACACUGCUGGAAGAACAUGCAGUCAGCCUGAUGAGUGCCGCCUGCUGAUCCGAGAUCUCCAGUCCUUCUUCAUGGACAGGCUAAACUCAUGUGACAUUGGGUAUAACUUCCUUGUGGGCCAGGAUGGUGGUGUUUAUGAAGGCGUGGGCUGGAAUAACCAAGGCUCUAAAACUGAUGGGUACAAUGACAUUGCUUUGAGUAUCGCCUUCAUGGGUAUCUUCACAGGUUCCUCACCCAAUGCAGCUGCACUGCAGGCAGCCCAGGACUUGAUCCAGUGUGCUGUGGUCAAGGGGUACCUGACUCCCAACUACCUGCUAAUGGGCCACAGUGAUGUGUCCAAUACUCUGUCCCCUGGGCAGGCAUUGUACAACAUUAUCAAGACGUGGCCCCAUUUCAAGCACUGA
Messenger RNA from Rattus rattus (black rat), 597 nucleotides. Its product is annotated as peptidoglycan recognition protein 4-like. NCBI's taxonomy places the organism in Eukaryota, Metazoa, Chordata, Mammalia, Rodentia, Muridae. Gene Ontology annotation, biological process: peptidoglycan catabolic process; innate immune response. The coding region runs from base 1 to 597 and encodes 198 amino acids. Gene Ontology annotation, molecular function: N-acetylmuramoyl-L-alanine amidase activity; peptidoglycan binding; zinc ion binding. The record is from RefSeq and is a predicted model, not a curated record. The transcript is spliced from 4 exons.